AAUCAAUCCGGGACCCGUCAUUCCGAGCGCCCACUUUUUUUUUUCUUCUUUAUUUGAGUUGUUUAGAGCUCGCAAUCGUCCUCGGCAGCGCAUGCACGAGCAGCGAUGCGAGACCCCGGUCGCACUCCACAUUUGGUAGUGACAAUCACGCCGGCCGGCCGUCCUCUCCACCUCUCCAUUCUCUCCUCUCUUCUCCCCGCUGCAUUGAUACAUACAUCCGUCCGGAACCCAUACGCUGCACCCACACACACUGCGGCCAGCAGCACAGCAGAGAGGGGAGAGGGGUUGGGUGGGGGGAUAAGCUUUGCCGACACCACACUGCAUCCCUCGGCUGCCUGAAGCAAGCAAGCGACCGCUUCGUCCUAGGCAGCGCGUAUCUGAGCUGUCGCUGAUGGAUGAUAGAUAAAGCGGUGGAGCAGGGUGAGAGGGAGGUGCUCCUCGUGGUUACCAUCGCCACCAUGGCCGUGUAGUGUACAGGAGCACUGCAGCCCGAAGCCCGGAAGAGGUUUUUCAGAUACAGAGAGAAAGAAAGAGAAGGGGGUGGGCACAGCGCAGGCAGGAUGAAGUCGAGAACUGCGACAUUGGCGGUCGGCAUCCUCCUCCUCGUCGCGCUUGUGGUGGUGGCGGAAGCCGACACCGACGCCGGCGAUGUCGCGGCCUUGGGGAAUCUCUACAGCUCCUGGAACAGCCCGGCGCAGCUCACCGGCUGGUCCGCCAGCGGCGGCGACCCCUGCGGCGCUGCGUGGGCGGGUGUCUCCUGCUCGGGCUCCGCCGUCACCUCAAUCAAGCUUUCUGGUAUGGAGCUGAAUGGUACUCUGGGUUAUCAAUUGUCAAGUCUACAGGCUCUGAAAACAAUGGACUUAAGCAACAACCACUUGCAUGAUUCAAUCCCUUACCAGUUGCCAUCAAACCUUACCUAUCUGAAUCUGGCAAAAAAUAACUUCUCCGGUAAUCUUCCAUACUCUAUAUCCAACUUGGUUUCACUUGAGUACCUCAAUCUCAGCCACAACUCGUUAUUUCAGGAAAUUGGUGAACUAUUUGGAAGCCUCAAUUCACUUUCAGAACUAGACGUAUCUUUCAACAACCUCACGGGGAAUCUUCCUUUCUCAAUGGGCGCUCUGUCGAAACUUUCUAGCCUUUAUAUGCAAAACAAUCAACUAUCAGGCACAGUUGAUGUCCUCAGCAACAUAAGCCUUGCGACACUAAAUAUUGCAGACAACAAUUUUAGUGGCAUGAUACCUCAAGAAUUCAGCUCAAUUCCAAAUUUAAUAGUUGGAGGAAACUCAUUUGUCAAUAUGCCUGCCUCCCCGCCAUCAACUCUGAAGCCACCUCUGGAGGAACCUCAAGGACCCGUUAGCGCUCCAACUAGCCCUGAUACCCCUAUUGAUCAAGACGACAGGAAGAUACAGACAGGUCCUCUUAUAGGGAUAGCUGUUGGCUCAAUAGCUGCUGCCUCAUGUGUUCUUUUCGUCUUGGUGUUCUGCCUCCACAAUGCACGCAGAAGAAAUGACGAUGAGAUCAGCGAACCAAAAGAUCUUGUGGGUUCUCUUGCAGUAAGCAUAGAAACAGCAGCAUCCAGUAGGGAAGUCCUGAACAACAACCAUGAAAAUAGUGCUGUAGCAACUUCAGAUCUCCAACAUGCUGGGAAGAUGAUGAUGACUCCGGACAGAGUACUGCAUGAUACGACGAACGGUUCUUCUACUGCCAAAAGGCCAAAGGUUCCUGUGACGGUGACUUCAUAUACAGUUGCUGAUCUCCAAGUCGCUACGAAUAGCUUCUGUGAAGACUCUCUCCUAGGCGAGGGUUCGCUUGGUCGUGUUUACAAGGCUGGUUUUCCUAAUGGGAAGGUACUUGCCGUGAAGAAGGUAGACGACAGUGCCUUGCUGUCUCUGUAUGGAGGAGGAGAAGACGCCUUCCUUGAGCUGGUCUCGAACGUUUCUCGGCUGAGGCAUCCGAACAUCGUGCCCCUCACAGGCUACUGCGUCGAGCACGGACAAAGGCUUCUCGUGUACGAGUACGUUGGGAACGGAACGCUGCGUGAUGUGCUGCAGCACUGCUUGUCUGACGACGAGGGGGCGAGCAAGAAGCUCACGUGGAACACCCGCGUAAGGAUAGCGCUAGGCACCGCUCGCGCCUUAGAGUACCUGCAUGAGGUGUGCAUACCCCCAGUGGUGCAUAGUAGGACCUUCAAGGCAUCUAACAUCCUGCUUGAUGAAGAGUACAGCCCGCAUCUAUCUGACUGUGGGCUUGCUGCUCUCACUACUGUGGUCUCCCCGGAAGCGGUUGGCUCCUUUGGAUAUAGUGCUCCUGAGCUCGCCAUGUCAGGAACAUACACUGCAAAGAGCGACGUGUACAGUUUCGGAGUAGUGAUGCUGGAGCUGCUGACAGGCCGCAAGCCACUAGACAGCUCCAGAGAGAGGUCAGAACAGUCUCUCGUGAGAUGGGCAGCCCCGCAGCUCCACGACAUCGAUCUCCUCGCCAGGAUGGUCGAUCCGGCGCUGGACGGGCUGUACCCUUCCAAGUCCCUCUCCCGUUUCGCCGACAUCAUCGCCAUCUGCGUCCAGGUACGUACGCGCGUUCUUUGCCGCUAUAGCUGCACAAAGUCCAUCUCGAUCUCUUCUGUGGGAAAAAAGGCUUGUUUUUUUGUUUUUUUUUUUUUUUUUUUUGCAGCCGGAGCCGGAGUUCCGCCCGCCGAUGUCCGAGGUCGUGCAGCAGCUGGUGCGCCUGAUGCAGAGGGCGGCCAUCAUAAGGCGGCAAUCGGACGAUCUGGGCUACUCGUACAGGGUCCCCGACCGCGACGGCGGCGCAGCAGCAGGCGACGUCCUCUGACUCUGAGAGGCUAGGAGGAGACCCAAGUUGGUUCACGUUUUGUUUCCGUCCGUCACCUGUAAAUGACAUUUGACAUGUACUAUAGGGUUCGGAGUGUACCUGGACUUUUCGUCAGCUGCGAGUGUCAUGUAUUGUGUGCGCUCUUGCAAGUGGUAGAUAUAUAGAUAUAUUUGUACUACUUAUUAUGAAGGUAAGAGUAGUCUGCCUCCCUUACGUUC
Messenger RNA from Zea mays, 3047 nucleotides. Its product is annotated as protein STRUBBELIG-RECEPTOR FAMILY 8. The transcript is spliced from 14 exons. The record is from RefSeq and is a predicted model, not a curated record. Lineage: Eukaryota; Viridiplantae; Streptophyta; Magnoliopsida; Poales; Poaceae. Gene Ontology annotation, biological process: protein phosphorylation. Bases 561 to 2843 code for a protein of 760 amino acids. Gene Ontology annotation, molecular function: ATP binding; protein kinase activity; protein binding.